AUGAAGGUGUUCACACGGCGAUCGACGACGACAGCCGUUGCAGUAGGUAUCGAUCAGGACUCGUUCUUGAUCGGCAAGGACGGCCUUUCCGAUGGAUCCGCAGUAGGAGAAGAGGAAGGAGUAGGAGCAGGGAAUGUCGAGAUCAAUUCGGGACUGGCAGGGUCUAUCGUCCUACAACCUACGGCAGCAGCAGCAGCAGCAGCACCUGAGCAAAGCGUCGAGGACGACGAUGAUCUAGAGGGAGAAGUAGUGGAAGUCAAUGGAGAGGCGGCGACAGAGAAAUAUACUGCCGAGAGAAAGAAGGGGAUAUUGACGACGAGACCGGAUACUCCCCAUAUUGGUCGGAACCCAAAAUCCAAGCACCACCACCACCGCGGUCAAUUGGGUGGACAACAUGGCAAGAAGAAGGGUGUUGUUCAUCGACAUCGCAUUCCCGGCGGACGCGGUGACAAGAAGCACCGAUAUGUAGGGAACAAGGACCGUAAGCAUGGACAUAUGCGCCACGAGAAGCAUAGGCACCAAGGCGGCGGACAAGGGCAAGAUAGCAAGAAACCACCUCGCGUCAGAACUCUAAUCAUCGACAAGAUCAAAUGUCACCGUCGACGAACAUCCUCACCACCCCACGUCCAUCAUGAGGAAUCCCUCCUCCGCAACUUCGACAACAACGAUGGAGACGACGAUGGCUUAGGCGGACGACCGAACGCGCUCAACACACACAAACGCGCUAAACAGAAAUAUGUCUUUAUGAGCUCCCCUUGUUCUAAUUAUCUCCCUCCUUCCUGCCCGAAUGAGAAUCAAGAUGCCCUGGUUCGGCCCCUGGCCAGUAUUGACGAGAGCCUGGAGUAUGAAGUCGUUGACCAUGACGAGGAAGUUGAUGGGGAGGGCGAUAGCGAGGAGGAGGAAGAGGAUGAUGGUGGAGAUGAUGAAGAUGAAGACGAUUAUGAGGAUGUGGACGAGAGCGCGGUCGAUGGUCGAUUGGAGGCGAGCGACAAUGACGCCACCAAAACAACUCUACCACUCAACUGCGGAUACGAGAACAACUCAGUCUACACUUGUUCCGCCAUCAUGGCUCUGCCCGUGAAGAAGUCAGCCUGCGAGAGUGACAGGAUCUGCCUUGAGACACCAACAGGCCCAACCUGCACGCCUCCGGCCUGUAUCUGCGAGGAUGAUGCGACACAUUGUGGAUCCACCUUUGACGCCGCCUGUGCACUGAAGAGCGACACGCUUUACAAGUGCACGAAUGGCGGUCUUUCGAGUGUUGCCAAGGAUUGCGCUCUGACUGGAAUUUGUUCCGCCAACAUCGUCUUGGAUUCGGGAGGCAAGAUUGGACCAAGAACUUUGGAUAUCUGUGUAUGCGCUUCUACUUUCGAUGCGCCUUGCAACUACGACAGCAAAGCCCUCCUUAUCUGCGGCGAUCUCGGAGACGUACCCAUAAUCCAAGAGAACUGCAUUGCUUCCUGCGAGGUCAAGAUCGGACCGGAUGCCUGUGCAUUCGACGAGUGUAGAUACGAGAAGCAAACCAUCUACACCUGCAAGGCCAACCAGUCGCUGCCCCAGAAGACUGUGCUAGGAACCUGCUCGGCUAAUGUUGUGGAUCCGCCUGAGGCGUUCGAGGCUGUGGUGGAUAACUUUUGCAUUGACAAGUACAAAUGCACAGUCGCCGGCACAACAGUAUGUGCAUCGACCUUUGACGCAUCCUGUAACUACAAGACCAAGAAUCUCAUGGCGUGCAAUAACAUCAACGAUACACCCACUCUCAAGAAGAGCUGCACAGCAUCGUGUACAGCCCAGGUUGGACCAGACGUUUGCGCACUUGAUCCAUGUGCCUGUACCAAGGCAGGCGACACCUGUGGAUCCGCCUUCCCUGAUACUUGCAACUACGAGAAGAAUUCUCACCUGUACAAGUGUGUCAAGGGCGCGCUUCCGACGCCCAUCAAGGAUUGUGGAACGGGCACUUGUUCUGCGAGUGUUGUUGAGGGGGCCUCUGUGGACUUUAGUGCGAUGGCGAAUGACAUCUGUAUUGACCAGUGUGCCUGUAAAGAGGCCGGCGUUGGGGUCUACGGUUCAGUAUUCAACUCGAUCUACGCAUACAACAGCAAGGCAUUGAUGAACUGUGCCAAAGUGGGAGAUGUUCCAACAGUCAAGGAAACCUGCACUCUAUCCUGCACAGUCCAAGCAGGACAAGAUGUUUGUGCCUGCACAACCACCGGCGAUACCUGCGGCACGGCAUUCCCUGCAAACUGCAACCUCAAGACCACGACAAUCUACAACUGUGCAGCCGUCGAGGCCAUCCCUGUUAAGAAAUUCAACUGUCUCGGCAACGCUAUCUGUUUCGUCCAGCCGAUCGGUCCAAAGUGCACGCUUCCAGAGUGUAUCAGCAAAGAUGAUAACAAGCACUGUGGGUCGGCGUUCUUUGGUGCCUGUAAUAUGGUUAGUAAUACACUUUACAACUGUGCUAUGGGCGCCUUGCCAACGGUCGUAAAGGAUUGCUCGCCUGGUGUUUGUUCGGGUAACAUUGUCUCGGAUGUGACAGCUGAGACCGCCGAUACGAAUGGCACUGUUGUUGCGGCUCACAAGCCCAAGGAUUUCACGGCGAUGGCAGGUGAUGAGUUCUGUAUUGACGAGUGUGCAUUCAAGGAAAGCGAGGCUCUAGUUUGUGGUUCAUCAUUCGAUGCCAUUUGCAAUUACAACGCCUCUGCCUUGAUGAGUUGCGAAAACACCGGUGACAUGCCCGUGUUGAUGAACGUCUGCACCACGGAAUGUACAAGGAAAGACAUCACCAGCGAGUGCAACCUUGACCCGUGUGCAUGCAUAGUUGCCGGCGACACCUGCGGCGGUUUGCUCCCCGCAAACUGCGGUUACGACCCCACCAUUGUUUACUCCUGUGCAGGUCCGGGUGCCGCUCCCGUGAAUAAGCUUGAAUGCAAGAGCGGCUCUACUUGUACUACAUCCGCUGCUGGACCGACAUGCAGGUCCUUGGAUUGCAUCUGCAAGGAUAACGGGCACCAUUGUGGGUCGCAGUUCCCGAGCUCAUGUGAAUACUCCGAGAACACGCUUUAUAGGUGUACCAUGGGCCUUGUGCCGGCGGACGAGAAGGACUGUGAGAUGGAAAGUUACGAUAACAAGACACUAAUGUCCUGCGGCAACCAAGGCGACGUCCCCGUCGUCUCAGAGACAUGCACGAGCUACUGCGACGUGAUCUCAAGUGCGCCAGACGUUUGCACGUUCGACCCUUGUGCAUGCCGACGAGUAGGCGAUACUUGUGGGAAGUCCUUCCCCGCCAACUGUGGCUACCUUCCUGACUCGCUCUACACCUGCGCCACCAAUCGCACCCUCCCCGCCAAGAAAUCGGCCUGUCAAUCGUUCGAGACCUGUCAUACAGUCCCUGGAGGAGUUGAUGUCUGUUUGGCCAACAAGGUCUGCGAUUGUGUCGGUACAGGAACAAUUGUGGAGGUCAAGCCUGUGUCGAGCCGGGGUGACUUUAUCCAGUUCAUUCAAGACAACAUCGGCUCUUUCCCCGUUGUGGGCCCCUUGAUUAUCACCCUACUCCUGGCAGGCCUCAAGUCGCUCGUGAUCGAUCUCCAGACCGGCCUCGCCACCAGCAUCGGCGGAACUGUUGCGUUCCUCUACGGCAUCCUCCAAAUGCUCAACAUCGUCUCCCCCGCCAACCAAACAAACCCGAUCCGCGACUACCUCCUCCGCCUUCUCGGUCUCCUCGACAUACCCACCGAGUGCGGUGGCGGUGGGACGUUGACAUUGAGCCCGCUGAUUGAUGGACUGUUCACGGCGCUCACGGCGGGUGCCAGUGUUGCGAUCUAUGCGAGCUACACGGCGUUAAAUGCGGCAUUGACGACGCUGGAUUAUGUGCCGUAUAUCGGAACGAUUAUGGCUCCAUUCCGGUACAUGUUGGAGGCGGUCAAACAGAUUGCGGAUUGUCUGUCGACGGGUACUGCUACUACUACUACUGGUGCUAUUGCGGUGGGCAAGUUGGAGUUGGAAAGGGAUGGAGAGGGGAAGGUGGGGUUGUUGGGAGAUGAUGGACAGGAUCAGCAGCCGUUGGUGAUUGAGCAGCUUGAGAGGAUGCUUGUGGAGGUUUGA
Messenger RNA from Linnemannia hyalina, 4098 nucleotides. The record is from the annotation of a GenBank genome assembly. Lineage: Eukaryota; Fungi; Mortierellomycota; Mortierellomycetes; Mortierellales; Mortierellaceae.